Messenger RNA from Phytophthora nicotianae INRA-310, 924 nucleotides. RefSeq lists its product as hypothetical. The record is from RefSeq and is a predicted model, not a curated record. NCBI's taxonomy places the organism in Eukaryota, Oomycota, Peronosporomycetes, Peronosporales, Peronosporaceae. The coding region runs from base 1 to 924 and encodes 307 amino acids. The transcript is spliced from 2 exons.
AUGACUCUACUUCUGUUAAAGUUACGUGGUAUUUUGUUCGCAAACGCUGUGGUCAAGCAGCACUCGUACGAGAAGAAAAUUGCAGCAGCUCUCUACUUUUUUGCGUCGUCUGGUGGCUACCGAGAAACUGCGACAGCAAUGGGAAUGAACAAAAGCUACGUGAUUGACAUCGUGGACGAAGUUGCUCGCGUUUUGUAUGUAGUUUCGAAAAAGGCCGUGUCAUUUCCUCGUGAUCUAGAUGGUUGGGAUGCAGUUCAGAAGGAUUUCAUGGUGCGUUGUGGGUAUCCUGGUGUAGUUGGGGCAGUCGACGGAUCGCUGCUCGAAAUAGAUCGGCCGGAGGACUACGAAGGAUUUUACUGUCGAAAAGGCUAUCCUGCUAUAAAUAUUCAAGCUAUAGUAACAGCCAGCAACAAGUUCAUGAGUGUGGAGAUACGUCCUGGUUCAUGGUCGGAUAGUAAAUGCUGGAAGCAUAGUAUAAUUGGACGCAAUGCUUGUUCAGUUAUCCCUGCUGGCACUCAUUUCAUCGGUGACUCUGGCUACGCAUUGCUGCCAUAUCUUAUGGUACCGUAUGCAGAGCGGGAAGAAGGUGGGGAGUUGAAUUCGCAGCAACGUCGGUACAAUUUUCUUCACUCGAGCACUCGCAUGGCAAUAGAGUGCACGUUUGGCCUCUGGAAGGGCCGUUUUCGCGUAUUGCAGGCUGUGAUGGAUGAGAAGACACUGAUUAAAACAAUGCACGUGGUUAUGGCGACGAUUGUCUUUCACAAUUUGGUGCUGGACUUGAACGAUGACACACAGACAACAUCAUUUGUUGAGACCUCUGAAAAUGAGAUGGUGGUGGUGGACGAACGCUACACUGCAGACGCCACCAUAUUUUGCAAAGUUGGAAAGGAAAAGCGCAACGGAAUUGCUGACAUUAUUUGUUAA